Molecule: messenger RNA, 711 nt
Organism: Miscanthus lutarioriparius
Lineage: Eukaryota; Viridiplantae; Streptophyta; Magnoliopsida; Poales; Poaceae
Source: the annotation of a GenBank genome assembly
AUGGGGACGAGGGCGGGGAUGGGGAGGCGUUCCCUUCCCCGUUGCCAUCUGCUCGUCUGUGAUGCUGGAUACGACGAGGCCAUGGCCAUCGAGGACAUGGCGGACGCCGUCGAGCGCUUGAAGAGCGGGUUCAACAAGUUCAAGACCGAGGUCUAUGACAAGAAGCCGGAGCUGUUCGAGCCUCUCAAGGCCGGCCAGUCCCCCAAGUACAUGGUGUUCGCCUGCGCUGACUCCCGGGUGUGCCCGUCGGUGACCCUGGGCCUACAGCCCGGUGAGGCCUUCACCGUCCGCAACAUCGCCGCCAUGGUCCCAGCCUACGACAAGACCAAGUACAGCGGCAUCGGGUCUGCCAUUGAGUACGCCGUGUGCGCCCUCAAGGUGGAGGUCCUCGUGGUCAUUGGCCACAGCUGCUGCGGUGGCAUCAGGGCGCUUCUCUCCCUCCAGGAUGGCGCACCUGACAACUUCCACUUCGUUGAGGACUGGGUCAGGAUCGGCUUCCCUGCCAAGGUGAAGGUGAAGAAAGAGCACGCCUCGGUGCCGUUCGAUGACCAAUGCUCCAUCCUGGAGAAGGAGGCUGUGAACGUGUCCCUCGAGAACCUCAAGACCUAUCCCUUCGUCAAGGAAGGGCUGGCCAACGGGACCCUCAGGCUGGUCGGCGGCCACUACAACUUCGUGUCAGGGGAGUUCCACACAUGGGAAAUUAAGAGCUAA